AUGGAGGGGGUAAAAAAGGGGAGGGUAAAUAAACAGAAGUUUGACAUACUUAAGACAAAGACCACAGCAAUUGUGAGUUGAAUUGUUUUCAGCAGCUUAAGAAGGAGCCUCUCUUGCUACGAUUUCGUCACAACAGAAUAGGAAUUGGAUGCUGCACGUGAAAAAGAAAAGGGAGACUAUCAGCUCAACUGACAACUCUGGAUAGUGGAGAGAAGAAGCAGUAGGAGAGCAGAGCUGCAGGAAGCCAACAUACCAGCAUACCACCACUAAACAGAUAAGCCUCCAAAAACACUCCGAAAGCUCUUUCAACUUCACAUGAGGAAAGGAGGGGAAAGUAACCCUGUUAUUCUAGACGGAGGAGCCGAGAGUUGAAAGGAUAAAGGGGAAAACUAAGAGGACUUUAUUGAAGUGUGAGGGGAAAACGUUUGCGUGGAGGACUGACUGGACAGAAGUGGUCUUGAGAAGAAGCAAUCUGGAGGAGGAACAGCAAGAGCUCCACCGGGCCCCACAGCACAACUUUCUUGGCAGCUGACCUGGCCCUGUUAUCAGAGAUGUCCCGCCUGGCCGGGACAACGCUGUCUCCUGACCCUUCAGAAUUCACUAUGAGUAUGACUGGUACUCUAGAGAAGGGGGCGCAUCAUCAGGCCUUGGACCUGUCGGAGGAACUGUCGCCUCAUCACCAUCAUUAUCACACCAACCAACACCAGCAUCUCAACCACUCCAACUCUCUGGCCUCCACCACUGCUGUGGGUGGAGGCAGAGAAACACCUUCACGUGUGGUCAUACCUCCUCCUUAUUCUGCAGCUGAGAGUGGUGGUGGGGGCAGUGAAGCUCCACUGGAGCUGCGGGGGUCCCUGGACUGCUGGGCCUGCUCCGUACUGGUGACCGCUCAGAACCUGGUGAUUGCCACGAUCAAUGCCUGCCUUGCUGGGCUGGUGUUUGGUACCAUCCUGACGCCAGCCAUUGUCAUGGUGGUGUUUGGCUUCCUCUGCCACUCUACAGUCCGCCCUCACGGGACAACCCCCUAUUGCUCAGACCUGCUGACUGAUGGAGGCUGCGUGGCUCUGCUGGUGGUGGGCUUCCUCUUGGUGACUCCUCUGCUCGUGCUGGCGCUCGCUGCAUACUGUCGCCUGGCCCGACACCUUCAGCUGGGUCUGUGCUUCAUCCCCUACAGCCGGGCUGUGUACAAGAACCUGCCAGCCACACAGCACCGUGGCCUGGGCACUGGCUGCUGUGGCAGCCAAGAUGGAGCCAACAGCAGCGGGAAGGGAAAAGUCUGGGUGUGAGAGACAAAAGAGAGGGGUGAAGAAGACCAGUAGAUUAACUAUAUGCAGGGAACUGGACAAAAGGAACAAAUUGGGGGUAGGGGAUUGCAGGGGAUGAUUAAGAUAAGGCAAGAGAUGUAAACACAGCAAAAUGCGUACCAGCGAAUGGAGAAAAUUGUAAAUGGCUGUUUCUUUAAUAACCAGUGGAACAUCCUGGAAGACAAGUUACACUGUUAUACACACUGAUAACUUACUCCCAUGCCUUAACGUCAGAGCAACAUUAUUCACUGUUUAGAAAAAAUGAACACAGUGUACUGAGUAAUUUUGUUUGUUGGUAUUAUUCCACCGGACACAUUGACUAUUUUGCCAAAUCAAUCAUUUAGAGCAAGAGGGACUCUGUACAUCAGCAAUUACUUUAAAUAAUGAAAGGUGCCUAACAAAAUCAACUGCUGGGGUUCAAAGAGCAAAUUGGAUAUGCAUAAGUUGUAAUCAUAACAAAAAUAAAUAAAUAAAUAAAUAAACCAUAUUAUCUGACCUGCAUAUGAACUGAAAUUUCCUGAAUGAAACAAAAGAAAUACGAAAGCUAAAAACAGCACACCUCACAAAAGGUGGUUUUGACACUAAACAUAAUUGUAUCUCAUCACAUUUCUGUUAUGAAGAACAGAUUUGUCCAGUGUAGUUUUCUGUAAAGCAAACUUUGACUGCAUUCCUUGAAUUCUUUCCUUUUUUAUAAUUAAACCUUUUGGAUUCA
Xiphias gladius (swordfish) is the source of this 2016-nucleotide messenger RNA. It is a transcript of the gene tmem88b, whose product is annotated as transmembrane protein 88 b. The coding region runs from base 552 to 1286 and encodes 244 amino acids. The transcript has 4 exons. The record is from RefSeq and is a predicted model, not a curated record. Gene Ontology annotation, cellular component: plasma membrane. Lineage: Eukaryota; Metazoa; Chordata; Actinopteri; Istiophoriformes; Xiphiidae. Gene Ontology annotation, molecular function: PDZ domain binding.